Molecule: messenger RNA, 2192 nt
Organism: Dermatophagoides pteronyssinus (European house dust mite)
Lineage: Eukaryota; Metazoa; Arthropoda; Arachnida; Sarcoptiformes; Pyroglyphidae
Biological process (GO): protein phosphorylation
Molecular function (GO): protein serine/threonine kinase activity; ATP binding
Source: RefSeq, a predicted model, not a curated record
AAUCGAACCCAAUAACCUAAUUGAUUGACCGAAUUUUUCGAUUUAAAAACUGGUCAAAUUUUUUCCUCGGAUUAAUAAACAUCAACCGAUAUUAUGUGUAUUGAAUUUGAUUUACCAAACAACAAUGAUGAAAUCAAAAAGAAUGAUAAUGAAAAUCUGGUUGAAAAUCGUCGACCAUUACCUGAAUCAAAGCCACAAGCUUUACCAUCAUCAGCACCGGAACAACAACAACAGAAUCUAAUUGCAAUGGAAGAUUUAUCCGCAAAUAACAAAAGAAAAAAAUUGAAAAAAACAAUCGUUGUUGAUAAAUUGAAUGUUGGUGGUGGUGGUGGUGGUGGUAAAAGAAAAUCAUUUCAAGAAGCCGAUUCCCUGAUACAAUCGUAUAAUGAUGAAUUAACAGUGAUCAAUAUGAAUCAAGCAAAUCAAAAAGAAUCUUCGAUGAAUAAAAUGAUUGAAAAUGACGUUGUUGUUGAUGAUGAAAAUUUUGAUACAACAAAAUCACCACCAUUAUCAACGACAACAGCAGGAAUGAAUUCCAAUCAAAUGAUGAUUGUAAAUGAAUAUAUUUCAUUAAAUUUGGUUAUGAAUCAAAAAAAUGGUAAAGAUUAUUAUUUGAAUCAUUUGAAUAAUGCAAAUCAAACAACAAAUUCAAUAACAAAAUUAACAGCAACAAAUAAAUUAAUAAAAUAUUUACAUAGAAAACGUCUGGAAGAACGUGGUUAUCGUAUGACAAAUAAAAAAUUAGGUGAAGGUGGUUAUGGUGCUGUUUAUAAGAUUUAUCAAUUAAAUAACAACCACCAAAACAACGAUAAUUCAAAUUCGAAUGUCAACGAUAACGGAAUAGCGCCGCAACGAUUAAAACCAUUAGCAUGCAAAAUAAUGUUGCUAUCAAACCGGAAAGAUAAACUAACUGCGCUGGAAAAUUUUGCCUAUGAAGUAUUCGCAAUGUAUCGUGGUCGUCAUCAUAAAAAUAUCGUUCAUCUUUUUGAUCAAUUUAUUUAUAGUCAUCAAGGUGGUAAUAGUGGCGGUAGUAGUAAUAGUAUUGGUGGUGGAAAUAGCCGUAUUGAUAAUUCAUCAUUAUCAUAUAGUUAUAUCGUAAUGGAAUAUGCCCGAUGUGGUACAUUAUGGGCAAAAUUAAAAAAAUUCGGUCCAUUCGAUACAACGAUAACUAUCGGUUAUUUUCAACAAAUAACCGAUGGUAUUCGGUAUUUACAUUCAAUCGGAUUAGCACAUCGUGAUCUUAAAUUGGGUAAUAUUCUUUUGACAACAUCAGCGGCAACUGCGGCAAAUAUUAGCGAUCAAAAUAAUGGUAAAUAUCAGGAAAUUGUUAAACUUGCUGAUUUCGGUUUGAGUCGUUUGGUAAAUUCAAAACAAUCCGGUUUAUUACGGUUUAAUAAACCGGCCGGUACAUUAGCAUAUAUGUCACCACAAAUAUUAUCAUGUUAUAUUCGUGCAAAUACUGUUCAACAACAACAACAACAACAACAAUUAGCACCUGUUGCAUCGGGUAUUAAUCGUGAUAAUCAUAAUCAACAACAACAACAACAACGAACAAGAAAAAAAUCCUAUCAAUAUCAUUCAUAUGAUCCAUUUAAAGCUGAUAUAUGGGCAUUAGGUGUUUGUUUAUAUCUUUUACUAAGUAAACAACAUCCAUUUGAUAAUCCACCACCAAAUAAAGAUGAACGUAUACAAUUUGCAAGGAAAAUGCUGGAUAAACAAUUAAAUUGUGAAUGGCGUAUGCCAACAAAUCUUGCUACAACCAUUAUACAAAAAUCAACAUCAAUUUUAAUACCACAUAUAACAAAACCAAAACCACAACCACCACCACCACCACCAAUAUCAUUAUUAUCAUCAUCAGCUUCAUCUUCAUCAUCCGCAUCAUCAUCCGACCAAACACAAACAAUAAUCAAAACAAAAACAACCAAAUCAAGUAAAUAUCGUCAAUGGAAAUGGAAUCGCCUGCAACAACAACAACAAUUAUUAGCAACAUUAUUAGAAAGAAUGUUUGAACCAAGUAGCCGUAAACGUUUAAAUAUUUAUGAAAUUAGUCAAUUAAUUAAUCAAUUACAAUUAUCAAAUGAUAAUUAAUGAAUUAAUGAUGGUGGUGAUUCUUAUUAAUAAAUUUUUUAAAUUAGUAAUUGAGAACAGGUAGAUCAUUUUUAUAAUUUGGUCCAAGGUGUGUUAGUAAAUGG